AAUUGUUUAUUAAACUAAAAUUUAAAUAUUUUCAGAAAUAACUAAAUUUAUUUACCAGCCAUUUUUUUAAGUUUUAGAAAUUUUAAAAUAAAAAAAUUCACCGAACUACCUAGUAUGGCGACUGCUACUUCUGCUAACCACAUUUUGUGUCUUAUCAAACUAUGCAGACUAUGUGGAAAUUAUAUUGGAACUGACUCAUUUAAUGUAAUAAAUAUAAUAGCAAGAGUUGACCAAGCAUUUUUUACCGAGGUAGGAGAAGACAGAACGGAGAUCCACCCACCAAAAAUUUGCAUGAAAUGUUAUACAAUAAUGAGACAUAUUAAACAGCGAGAAACGACCUCUUUUAAUUUCAUUUUAACUAGCUGGCCGCAUACGUGCUCACUUGAAAGCUGUAUAUGUUUUUUAAAGAAAUCUGGCAGAAAGUAAAAGAAACCAUUUGGAAGACCACCAUCAGUUAAUAAAGAUGUUUGGAAAAGGAAAUCAAUUAAUGAAAUAUUAGACAGUUUUUCUGAAAUGCCUCGCUUAUGCUAUGAGUCUAUCAGUAUAGUUAAUAACCCCCACAAAGAUUUAUGCAUCUGCAAGAUUUGUAAAAGAAUAUUUCAUCGACCUGUUUUACUUAAUAACUGCCAACAUUUAUUUUGUGCUUCAUGUAUUUUUCCAAAUUUAGUUGGAAAAUUAGAGACAGAAGCAAAAUGCAAGUUAUGUGGCUCUAAUAUAUCUUUAGGUAGCAUUUCAAAAGCAACAACUAUGCAAAAUAUCCUUGAAAAUAUAGUUCUAAAGUGUUCCGAAAAUUCAUGCAAAAGUAUAAGCAAUAAGGAAGAACAUGAACAAGUAUGGAAAAGUGGAAACAUAUUACCCUAAUGUUCAGCAUCGUCUUCCUCUUCAUUGACAGUAACAGAUAUUUACAAAAUUAAUACAAAUAGUGAUAUUCCUAAAGAACUAGAAUAUGCAUUUGCUCACUUUGCAAAGCUAAAAAUGGCAAAAAACAAUUCACAUUCAUUUGAACUUCCUUCUGGCGGUCCAAGGGCUACACAGUUUUCAGUGACUACAAAGAGCUUUAAAACAUCAACUGAGAUUAGUCAGAAAACCAUUUAUAGACGUCAAAAGCAACUCCACCAAUCGCUAAUAAAUAAUGCAGGACCAACAAAAAAGGCAAAAAUACAACAAGUAGCACUUAUGCUCAAUUCUUUUAAUAAAAACGAUAAAAUUGAUAUUCUAAAAAAAUCAAAUCUCUCCCAAGUUGAGAUAGGACCAGAAGAUAUUGUAUCACUUAAAGCAGACUGUGGUUUACCUUGGGAAAAGAUGAAAAAAAUGAUAAUAUUUUUCCAGACAAAAAAUGUCAAAUUACCCUCACUUUCUAAUCAACGAAAAGUUGCAAAAUAUUGGUCAGGUAACGAUUUAAUUGUUGAAGAUAAAGAACUGCUGUUUGAAUUAAAAAACAAAAAAGGAACUUUUGAAUUGAAAGAUACACCUACAAUAUAUAUUAAUGAUUUGCCAUCACAUUUAAUCAAGGUACUGGAUCAGUUAGAAAGAUAUAACCAACUAACAUUUGAAAAGAUAACUCCUAGUGAAAUACAUAUAAAGAUUGGUGGUGACCAUGGAGGUGGUUCAUUUAAAAUGAGCUAUCAGGUAGCUAAUGUUGCUACACCCAAUUCAAAAAAUAAUACGACUGUUUUCAAUAUAUUUGAGGCCAAAGAUUAUAGAGCAAACCUCAAAAUUUCACACUCAAGACACAGAUGAAAUUAGACAGCUUCAAGCAAUGAAAUGGAGGGAAAAAUGUUUGCGUGUAUUUAUAUUUGGUGAUUAUGUAUUUUUGUGUGCUAUUUAUGGCAUCACAGGAGCAACUGGUCGUCAUUGCUGCUUAUUCUUUGAAAUCACAUCAAGUGAAAUGCAAUUGAACAUGGAAGCUAGAACGCGACCGAUUCUUUUGAGAACGCUUGCAACUUUAAAAUCAGAUUAUGAACGAUUCAAAAAUGAUGGAGGGAAUAUCAAACGUGCAAAGAAUUUCAAUAAUGUAAUUGAUGAGCCAUUAUUUGAUAUACCAAUUGAAUAGAUAGCAAUACCAGCUCUACACAUCUCAUUGGGAAUAUUUCUAAAAUUCUUCAAAAUGUUAGAGGUAGAAUGUCAUCUCGUUGAUAUCAAACUAGCUGGAUUUCUAGCAAUAAAUGAAAAACACCUUGAAUCAAGUGAAUUUGACAAAUAUGUUGAGAAGCAGGCAGAGAUACAUCAAUUAGAAUAUGACGUUGAUGAUAUAAAUACAAAAAUUCUUCUUAUUCAAGAUACAAUAGUCGUUGAAGUAUUUCGCAGCCCUAAAAAUACAGAAUACUUGCAGUUAAUGUACUCUGAGAGAAUUGCAUUGUUAAAAUCGAAGAGAAUAGAAAAGGAAGGAAAAAUUGCGGAAUGCUCAAAAUUUAAGCUAAUAGAAGGAAUGGGGCCAAUAUUAAAGGAAAUUGAAUCUGUUUUGCAGUCAUGUGGAGUACAACGUAGAAAAACAGCUGUAUGCGAACUAAUGAAGUUUUUUAGAAGCACUUGGCCUAAUGAGUCAAUAACUCCAAAAAUGCACUUGUUGGAAAAUCAUAUUGGAGUUUUUUUGAGCACAUGGGGAGUUGGCCUUGGGCUAUAUGGGGAGCAAGGUGGCGAGAGUAUUCAUGCCGAGUUUAAUAAUAUUGGAAGAAUAUACUCAACCAUGUCUGGUACGAGAAAACUAGAAUGUAUCAUGAGAGAUCAUUUUAUAAGAAAUAAUUUAAUUGCGAGUUCGUUAAAACCGCUAAUUGUCCCUCGAAGAAAAAAAAUUAUAUAAUAAAAUUUAUAGUUUAUAUAUAAUAAAGUAUUUAUGCAAAUUAUUAUUAUGCAAUAAUUAUGUAAUUAUCAAAUUUAUUGUUUAAUUUAUUUAUAUAUUUAUUAUGUUUAUAUAAGGUUCUUAAAGAUUUCGAAAUAGGUCGGCCCUAUUAUUUUACGAUUAGUAGAAAAUUAGCGAAAUAUUAGCCAACUUUCAA
This is a messenger RNA of Hydra vulgaris (swiftwater hydra), 2996 nucleotides long. RefSeq lists its product as uncharacterized. The record is from RefSeq and is a predicted model, not a curated record. Lineage: Eukaryota; Metazoa; Cnidaria; Hydrozoa; Anthoathecata; Hydridae.